UCACAGGAGAAGGCUGUUCCUGUCUACUAACGGAAUGGUAUUCGUUCAAAUACUGCUUCAAAAUUUGUUUGACAUACUCGCUAUUCUCCUUACUGUAAUAGGACUCGUCACUUGCAAGAAGAAGCCUCAAUUUGAUGAGCAAUUUGGGCUUUAUGAAGGCGGCACUGACGAAGACGAAAGGGAAAGCGCACGACGGCGGCGGCUGAGCAUGAGAAGUAAAGGAAGGAUGCCGCGCAGGGCGCGAACAAGACGAUUGGGAGUGCAGGAGUCAGAGGAAGGCAAGGAAGAGCCGGAAAAGGGAGUGUUUAAGAUACGACCACCAGCCGAAACAAAAAUGAAAGCUACUUUUGAUCCCAAUUAUCAGACAUUAGCUGGGCUUAAUAACGAAGAUAUAUUCAAACCCAAAGAUUUCAAAAUUCGUCCUCCAGCUGAAACUAAAAUGAAGGCCACAUUCGACCCAAAUUAUCAAACAUUGGCUGGGUUGAAUAACGAAGAUAUUUUUAAACCAAAAGGAGGAGGAGGUGCUUUUGGUGGUGAUAACCUUCAAAUAAGAGCACCAAAAGAAGGAGGCAAGGCUGCAACUUGGGAUCCAAACUAUCAAACGCUUGCUGGGCUCAACAACGACGAAGUCUUCAAACCAAAGGAUGGAGGUGCAAAAGGGCCAACUGGAGGUGGUAAUCUAAAAAUUAGAGCACCACAAGCUGGAGGAAAAGCUGCCACAUGGGAUCCAAAUUAUCAAACGUUAGCAGGAUUGAAUAACGAAGAUAUCUUCAAGCCAAAGGAUACGGGAAAAGGAGGAGCAGGAAUGGGUGGGGGCGAAGAUUUCAAGAUCAGGGCCCCUAAGGCUGGAGGCAAAGCUGCAACAUGGGAUCCUAAUUAUCAAACACUCGCUGGUCUCAACAAUGAUGAAGUUUUUAAACCAAAGGACACAGACAAAUUCAAAAAAGGUGGUGGCAGUCCAGAGAUAAAGGCGCCUAAAGUGGGAGGAAAGGCAGCAACAUGGGAUCCCAACUAUCAAACUUUGGCUGGCUUAAAGAAUGAAGACAUUUUCAAACCUAAGGGUGGCGGCGGUGGUUUGGGUGGCGCUAAACAAGCGCAGAAACCAGCUCAGCAUAAAGUAGUGGCAACAAAUGAUCCCAAUUAUCAAACGUUGGCAGGAAUCAACGCUGAUGUCUUUGGCGAAGAUAAAAAGAAAAAACAGAAGCAAGCAGCUUUUGAUAGAUGGGCAACAUAUUAA
Messenger RNA from Cylicocyclus nassatus, 1237 nucleotides. Lineage: Eukaryota; Metazoa; Nematoda; Chromadorea; Rhabditida; Strongylidae. The record is from the annotation of a GenBank genome assembly.